AUGGUCGACUUCAAGCCAAAGCUCGCACCCGUCACUCCUCCUCCCCUCGAGAAACCCAUCCCCCUAACCAUUCUCCUCGUCAAGUCCCUCCUCGCCCACCGCCAAAAAGUCUUCCUCAUCGCAACCGUCCAACUCAUCAUAUGCACCCUCUUCCCCGGCCGCUAUGCCAUCGUCCCCAUCGCCACUCUCCUGCUCUGCAUCCUCACCACCGAAGCCAUCGACUACUUCCUCCCGCGCCCAUCGCCACCACCAGCAUACAUGACAACCGUAGUCCCCGGCCGGACAUCAUCCCUCCUCCCCCGCGCAAACGGCACGUUCGGCUCCUCGCCCUCCUCGCAGCCCCUCGUCGUGUUCAACCUCGGCGUGCAGUUCAACCACCCCCAGGGCCGUAUGUGUCCCCACGGAAAGGACAUUGCCGAAAAGUUCAUCGAGAUGAAUCAAAGUCUGCGAGAGCGUCGGGAGGAGCUCGGCCUCAUCAGCAUGACCGACUGGGUUGGUGGGAAGCCCAGCACCGCCGACACCCUCCUGAUGAGCUACUAUUUCAAAGACGUGGAGAGCAUUCACAAGUUUGCGCAUGAGGAGAUGCAUCGCAAGGCGUGGGAUUGGUAUAAUGCCGUGAAGCCGGAUCACAUUGGUAUCUUUCACGAGACGUUUGUGGUGCCGGCGCAUAGCUAUGAGACUAUUUAUGCGAAUUGCAAGCCGUUGCUGUUGGGCGCGGGCUUGGUCAAGUGUGAUGAUAUGGAGGGCGACAAGAAGUGGAGGAAUACGCUGGUGAGUGCGGAUAGUGUUGCGCUGAAGAGUCAGUGGCAGAGGAUGAACCGAGAUGUUGAUGGAGUGCCGAAGCAAUGA
Molecule: messenger RNA, 849 nt
Organism: Pochonia chlamydosporia 170
Lineage: Eukaryota; Fungi; Ascomycota; Sordariomycetes; Hypocreales; Clavicipitaceae
Product: heme-containing dehydratase domain-containing protein
Exons: 2
Coding region: 1-849 (282 amino acids)
Source: RefSeq, a predicted model, not a curated record